AUGAAGUCGGCCACCGUUAUUAUCAGCCUUUUGGCUUCAGUUGCUCUUGCCCAGCCUCGCCACGGCCACAACCACCAGAAGAAGGACCAUGGUCACCACAACAAGCGUGCCCUUGUCACGGAGUGGGUGACCGAAACCGUCUAUGAGACCGUCACCAAGGUCAUUGACGCGACCACCACCCAGGUGAUCGUUCCUCCAAAGGCCACCUCAACCCUCAUCACCUCCGUUUCGCAGGCACACUCUAGCGCUGCGCCCGUGGUUCCAGUGGUUCCCGCCUCUUCUCCCAAGGUUGAGGCUCCUGCUCCUGCUCCUAUCACCAGCUCUAGCCAGCCCGCCCCUCCGGUUCAGACCGUGGCUCCUGCCCCUCCUCCUCCUCCUGUGGAGAGCUCGUCUGCCCCGGCCCCUGUUGUCCAGCCCGCCGCCAACACCGUUGCCUCCCCACCGGCCGUCGAGACUGUCAAGAUAGAGUCUUCUUCCACCACUAGCAGCUCCCACACUGGUGACCUCACCUACUACGAUGUCGGCUUGGGCGCCUGCGGUUUCGAUGACAAUGGCUUGGACGAGUCCGAAAACAUCGUGGCCCUUUCCCACGAGAUGAUGGGUACCCAAUCCAACGGCAACCCCUACUGCAACAGGAAGGUUGUCAUCAAGGCCAACGGCAAGUCUGUUACCGCCACUGUCCGUGACAAGUGCAUGGGAUGCGCCUUCAACGACAUCGACGUCUCCAAGAAGGCCUUCCUCGACGUCUUUGGUGCCCUUACCGACGGCCGCAAGAAGGUCGAAUGGGCUUUCACCGACUAA
Messenger RNA from Sordaria macrospora k-hell, 801 nucleotides. RefSeq lists its product as uncharacterized. NCBI's taxonomy places the organism in Eukaryota, Fungi, Ascomycota, Sordariomycetes, Sordariales, Sordariaceae. The record is from RefSeq and is a predicted model, not a curated record.